Messenger RNA from Gopherus evgoodei (Goodes thornscrub tortoise), 6496 nucleotides. It is a transcript of the gene LRCH2, whose product is annotated as leucine rich repeats and calponin homology domain containing 2. The coding region runs from base 8 to 2278 and encodes 756 amino acids. The transcript is spliced from 22 exons. Lineage: Eukaryota; Metazoa; Chordata; Testudines; Testudinidae. The record is from RefSeq and is a predicted model, not a curated record. Gene Ontology annotation, molecular function: protein binding.
CACUAACAUGGCGGCCGGGCAGGGCGGCGGCGGCGGCGGGCUCGGGCUCCCCGCUCACCUCACCCUGUCCUACCCCACCGGGCCGUAUUGGGGCGCGGCCCCGCUGCCCCAGCCCCACACGGGGCGCAGCCUGGACCGGGCCCUGGAGGAGGCGGCCAGCUCGGGCAUCCUCUGCCUCAGCGGCAGGAAGCUCCGCGACUUCCCCGGCGGCGGCUACGACCUGAGCGACACCACGCAAGCAGAUCUUUCAAAGAACAGAUUUACUGAAAUUCCUCCAGAUGUCUGGCUGUUUGCACCACUUGAGACUUUAAAUUUGUAUCACAACUGCAUCAAAUCCAUUCCUGAAGCCAUCAAAAAUCUGCAGAUGUUAACAUAUCUUAAUAUUAGUCGAAAUCUUUUAGCAACAUUGCCAAAAUACCUGUUUGACCUGCCACUUAAAGUUUUGGUUGUCAGUAAUAAUAAGCUGGUAUCCAUUCCAGAAGAAAUUGGAAAGUUAAGAGACCUGAUGGAGUUGGAUAUCAGCUGCAAUGAGAUUCAAGUCCUUCCCCAGCAAAUAGGAAAACUCCAAUCACUUAGAGAAUUAAACAUUAGAAGAAAUAAUCUCCAUGUGUUGCCAGAUGAAUUGGGAGACCUUCCCUUGGUAAAGCUGGAUUUUUCUUGUAAUAAAAUUACAGAGAUCCCAAUUUGUUACAGGAAGUUACGUCAUUUACAAGUAAUAAUUUUGGAUAACAAUCCAAUGCAGAUACCUCCGGCACAGAUAUGUUUAAAGGGCAAAGUUCACAUAUUUAAAUUCCUCAGUAUUCAAGAAUGCCUCAGAAUAGAUAAAAAACCAGAUUCCUUAGAUCUUCCAUCACUGGGUAAAAGAAUCCCAUCCCAGCCACUCACAGACAGUAUGGAAGACUUUUAUCCCAAUAAAAAUCAUGGUCCUGACUCUGGCAUUGGCAGUGAUAAUGGGGAUAAAAGAUUAUCUACAACUGAACCGUCUGAUGAUGACACAAUCAGCCUUCACUCUCAGGUAUCAGAAUCGACGAGGGAACAGACGUUAAGGAAUGACAAUCAUUUAAUAGGAAGUAAAUUUGACUCACAUAAAGACCAGGAGGUAUAUGAUUACAUUGACCCUAACACAGAAGAUGCAGCUAUUCCUGAGCAAGGAGAUGUACAAAUGGGACCAUUUGUCUCUUAUGUUAAGGAACGAGGAAAACACCCUGAGAAAUUGCAGAAAAUAGAAGGGAAUGAUGAAUGGGAAGAUGAAAAAAGGCUUCAGAAAGAGCAGCUAUUGGCAGAGGAAUAUGAUGAAUUGAAAGAAGUGACUGACUUGAGAAAAAUAGCAGCUCAGCUACUGCAACAAGAGCAGAAAAACAGACGGAGACCAUUAACCUAUAGAACUUCAUUCAGUGAAAAACUCUUCCAGAGGACGAGGGCUGCAGGACGUGCAUCCAGGCUUCUUAAUCAUUCAACCUCAGUAAGCACAAGAAACAGGCCAAAGCAGACCGUGGAAUCUGAAAAAAGUGUCUCAACAGAUGAAACAAAUUCUCCAGUGUCUCCUUACAGAUGGCAGCCACUAGAGAAUCAAAAGGAUCUGACAGAUGAGCAGCACUGGCCAGAAACACAGCCUGUUAUUUGGCAGAAUGAAGAGAGGAGGAGGAGCAAACAAGUUAGAAAGGAAUAUUUCAAGUACAAGUCUUCCAGAAAGAGUUCAAGUGGAAAUGAAAAUGAUGAGCAAGACAGUGAUAAUACUAAUGUGUCCCCACAGUCUCCUGUAUCAUCUGAGGAUUAUGAAAGGACAGACAGUAACUCUCAUGGUCCGUUUGGUCUCAAACCUAGGUCAGCUUUCAGCCGUUCCUCUCGCCAGGACUCUGGAGUAGUGGACCCUGGAUUUACAAUGAGGAGGAAAAUGGAGCAUUUAAGGGAAGAAAGGGAACAAAUAAGACAUCUUCGCAAUAAUCUUGAAUCGAGGCUAAAGGUCAUUUUGCCAGAUGACAUUGGAGCAGCGUUGAUGGAUGGGGUUGUUCUUUGCCAUUUAGCCAACCACAUAAGGCCACGUUCUGUUGCAAGUAUUCAUGUACCAUCACCAGCAGUGCCUAAACUCAGUAUGGCAAAGUGCAGAAGAAAUGUUGAAAACUUUCUUGAUGCUUGUAAAAAAUUGGGCGUGCCACAGGAAAGGCUUUGCCUGCCUCAUCACAUUUUGGAGGAAAGGGGUCUAGUGAAAGUUGGUCUUACAGUUCAGGCUCUGCUUGAACUACCUUCAUCUAAAGCAUCCCAGCUUUCUUCUGUGUAACAUGACUUUUGGAAACCAGACAACUUAUCAUGGAUCUAUUGAUUUAGAUUGCCGCCAAGCAAUUCAGCUUCCUCAAUGGGAACAUCCAAGCCAUCAGAAGUAGUUUCUGCCCAGACACUUUAGACAGAGCCUUAUUUUGGAGGGACAUGUAAAACUUUGAUUUCUAACUGACUGUUACCUGAAUAUACAGUUAUACUGAUGUUUUAAAACUUGGAUGCGCAAGAGAUUUUUAACAACAUCAGAUUCUCUGUCCAGGUAAUAUAAGUUCCAAGUUUCCCAUUAAUGUUUCAUGAUAUUAUUAUUUUUAAAAGCUGGAUUUUUUUUUUACUACACUGAAAAUGUUUAGUUCUGUUUUAUAAAGGAUAACACACAGACACCCCCCCAAACAAAGCCCUACUAUAAAAAGUUCGGCAAUCAUUUGGGUUAAAUGUAAAGAUAAAACAAAAACCAGCUACAGUAUGAUAAUGAAAAUCUGAGUGACAGAUCACAUUUAAUCCAUUUUUGUUUCAUAUAGCUCUAUAUUUGAGUUCUUUAUUUCUUGCACUUCUGACUGUAAUUUAUAUACUUCUAACAUCUCCAGUAUUUAGUUGGAUGUAUGGUAUUUACACAAAACAUUAUAUAGGAAAAAGGUGUUUUUUCCAAUCUUCUAAGUUGUGCCAAACUAUUUUUUCAGUUGUAUGGUAGAUCGUUUACAUGUGAAGUGCCUGUGUAAUUGAUGACUCUUAAUAGUCUUAAAUGUUUUUGCAAUUUCUUUAUCUGAAAUAGAUACAAUGGGAAUUUUAAUAUUUUAAUAGUUUUUUGUAAGGUCAGUAAUAUGUGAAGAUUUAAACGAUGCUUCACAUUUUUUGUGUUAGGUGUUUUAAGUUGCACAAUUUAAUUGAUUAUGUUUAAUUGGAAAAUAAUGUAAAUACAUUUUAUUUAUGCUAUUUAAUUUGAUAAUACCCAAUCACUUCUCUUUUAAUGUAUUGUUAACAAAAAUUGUCACUUUUGAGUUAUUUUCCGUCUUUGAGACAAACCAUGACAUCCGUAGUUUAAAUAAGAAAUGUAUGGACUAGUGAUGCAUACAUAAUAAUCAUUAAGGAUGUUUUGAUAAAGCUGCCAAAAUCUCAGGUUUAUGCUGUGACUUUCAGGAUUUUACAUCAUGUUGUUCCUGAUUUUGCAUUAGUUUUUUUUUUUUUUUACAGUAACAAAUCACCACAAGUUAGAUUAAAAAAAAAUUCAAGCUAGGAAUCUGUAUAUUUUUCAGUGUUUACACGUUUGUUGAGAGGGACUUAUUUUGGAAAUAACCACCUGCAUGACAUACCGCAUCAUCACCGUACACCAAUGCUUCUCAUUUGCACCAGUGUCACCAAUUAUCAACAGUUAAGUCUGUGCUGAGAAUAUCGAACUCUCAGAGACAAAUGUUUAAAUCCCCGCAACAGAAGCUUUGUUGAACUUCUGGGUUGAAGUACUUGUUUGAUUGUACAGCUUUUCUGACUGAUAUUUUUCCCACAGUGUUCUGAGCUAUUUUAAGAUGGAUAGACAGUUGACUCCCUUUCUUUCUGUCUUUCCCUUUCUCCCAAACAAGUUUACCUUCUUAGUAAAUAUGUGUCUUAAUCAAAAAUGUUGGGCUCUGAAUAUGUCUCAGAUGUAUUUUUAGACUGUUAAUUUAGAUCAAGGGUAAAACCUUGUGUGCCAAAUGAUAUAAAAAAAAUUAAGUUGUUCUCUUUUGCCAAUUGACCUAAAGCUAUUUCAUUUCAUUUGGCAAAGGAAUGAGGAAGAAAAUAUUGCUUUAUUUCUUCCUUACUCUCUCUAAUUGAAGUAUUAAAGCCAGUUAAGAAGAAAAUUAAAAUCCCAAUGGCUAAAAGAUUUAGAAGAUAAAAUUAUUUUAAUAUUCUUUAACUAAAAUCCAUUGAAAUAAAAGUAAUUCAUAGGCUCUUGUUAACAUAUGCUAUUGUUUAUAGAGUGCAUUCUCAAAUACAGUUCAUGCCCUCCUUUACAAAAUCACAUACAUAAAAAUAUCAUUUAAACUCAUGCAGAAACUUUAAUUGGCUCAAUAUAAUGUUCGGCCCUUAAAAUAAGUAGUUUCAUUUAUCUUUCCUCUGAAUUAUCCUUUUUGUUGUUUAUCUUAAUUCAUAUUCAUAGGAGAGGUCCAUUCUAAAAAAAGAAUGAGUAAAUGUAUUCUCAUUUCACAUAAAUGCAAUAUCAGGGGGAAAAAAAUUUAGUUGAUUACAAUGAACAAGCACAUUUUAGUUCAGUAAGCAGAUUUUUGGUUGUUACUUUUGCUGUAUUUUAAUAGCUGAAGAAUUACCUGAUCAUUCAAAGAGGGAAAAUGUUCCAUAUUAAGAACUGUAUUAUCUUGCAGGUUUUUUAUACAUACCCUCCUGACCUCAAAAAUAGCAAUUCCUGUUCCAGUAGUGUUAACCAUAAACUUGCUGGUGGCAAAGACAUUAAGUUUCAGAGUUUUGUAACCAUAGUCUGUUGGAUAAUACAAGUGUUUGUUGGACUGUUUUUAAAUACAUUCAACAGUCCUGAACGACACUUCAGUUUUCCUGAUGGAAUUAAGUUUCCUCUGUAAAGUUUGCUGAAUACAGUACAGUCCUCACUUAAGACCACUUCUAGUCACUUAGUUUUCGUUUAUCCCUUGUGAAGUAUUGCAAUAUGUCAAGAGAAGAUUACAUUCUGACUUAAAAUUUUAACACUAAGUCUAGCUGUCAGUAUAGUACACUAGUUUCACUUAAAAAUAAAUAAAUAAAAGUUAGCACAGUUUUCCCUAAAUAGCUUAAAAUAGUUGGACAGAUUUAUUUGGGCAUAAGAUUUUGUGGAUUAAAAAACCCACUUCUUCAGAUGCAUGACUCCAUAAAUCUGAAGAAGUGCUUUUUUUACCCACGAAAGCACCUCCUGUGCAGGGAUCCAGAGGGAAAAACAGCCUGAUGCCAGGUGCCAGGCUUGUACGGUGUUUCCUCCUUCAGGGCAUGCUGGGAACCACAACUGCCCAGAACCCUCUUUCUCCCCCCAGCAAUGUAUUUGCAAGCUAAAGAGCUGGACUUUGCUGGCCCCUAGUGGUAGCCAGCAGCUCUGCAGCACCAAUUCUGCAGGGGAAAAAGGAAAUUCUGCCCAGAAUGUGAAUUCUGCACAAAUUCUGCAUUGUGCAAUGGUGCAGAAUUCCCACAGGAGUAGUAGCAUCUGCAGAAGAGACUGAAAAAGGAGUUAAUACGGCUCCACGUUUUAAGGAAUGAAGAAACAGUACCUCCAAUCUGAAAAUAGGGGAGGCAUUGCUGUCUACAACACAUCUCUUUCCUCCACCUCAGAAUUCAAAAUAAACCCCAACUGCAGCUUUGGAGAGUAAGGGAAGGCAGGGUUCCUUAGGUCAAUAUUGAAUGAAUAUUAGAUUUCCAUGCAGAAAUCAGGAUGCAGUGUGUCAGGGCCUGGCAAUUCCCUUGUGUUAGCCCAGCCCACUUGGUGGAAGUAGCAGUCCCUCUCUCCUCCCAUGUACAGACAAGGGGAAAGCAGCAUGUAGAAGGAUGCUCCUAGCUGGUGGAAUUAACUAAUAUUGCAUGUUUAGAGUGCUGUUUCUAAAUAUCUUUAAUCAUAAGAAGCCAUCAUCAAUCCUUCUAUUAUCUAUUUCUAUUGCUAACCACAUCUGUUUACAGACCCACUAACUUCACACACUCAUGCUCCCAGUAGUCUGUCUUCCCCCUUACUUUUCCAUGUGGGAAACUGCCUCAGGGCUCUGCACUGGGGCAUCAAAUGGAGUGAAGAGAUCCCAACAUCCUGCACAUUUGAAACAGUGUUUCCGUUUUGUGUAGGACCUUCUCUGGCUACUCAGAUUGGGCCCUUUUUGGCGGGGGCUUCAGAGAACUCAGCAUUGGCUUGACUUGAACAGGAAUAGUUAUGCUAACAGUAAGAGCUUUAGGAAAUCUCACUCAUUGCCUUUGGAUGAUUUAACUAUCAUAGGAGUUACUCACGUGAUGAUUAUUGAGCAUUCAAAGCUGAGUUACCCCAAGAUAAUUAAAAAUGCAUCUUAUAGUUUUAUAAUAUGUGUCUGAACAUAUCAAUAUGUUUUCUUUGGCCCCAUAAGUUUCUUCUUUUCCCCCAAAGAUUGGCAGGAUGUUUGGAUGGCUCCAAUGUCUCAUGUAAGAAUGUUUUGUUCUUUAAGGAAUAAGAUAUUUCAGCUAAGGCAUUUCUAGGUGAUUCAUUGCGCUACUUAAAACAUGCUAUAAAAUGCUUAGUUCAAGG